ACUGUUAUUUAAUAUUAUUUAAGUAAUUUAUCGGAUUUACCAUUAGGAAAUCGAAAUAUUGACAUAAUAUCAAAAAAAUUACUUUCGGCGGCGAUAGAUGGCAGCUGGUAAGAGCAUGGCAAUUUCGAAAAGCUAGCCCAGACCAAAGAAAAUAGAAGAUGAAUAGGAGAAAGUCUGUGCCAUUUGUUUAACUAUUACUUGUCUUCUCUUUCAUGCUCUUCUUCCACGUUUUUCCCACUUGUUAUCUGUAUGUUAUGCAUACUCUGUGAAAAGUUUGUAAGUUCUUAUAUUUUGUCCCACUGUACAUUCUCUGGCCAUAUAGAACUUCCGGAUUUUGUAUUUCCCGUGUGGUCCGCUCCGCGCCUGCUCUCUCGUGGUGGAAGAAGGGCCUCAUUUGUGAUAUAGCGCAAUGGCGGACACCCAAAAGAAGGAAGCACCGAAGAAAGACGCCCCUGCGAAAAAGGAGCCUCCUGCCAAGAAGGAUGAGGUUUCCAAAAGUACUCCACCGAAAGAUGCUGCGAAGGAUGUUAAAAACGAUGGCAAGAAAUCUGGGAACGUAAAGAGGGGUGGCAAGCUGAGCAAAGCUAGGCCUACUGGGAAAAUGAUAGGCAGAAAGGCCCAACCAAAAUCCAAAACCCCUAAAGAAGGGGAACAACCCAAGGCGCCAGGAGCCGCAGGUGAAGGCGUUCCUACAAAAUUGCCUGCCGUUCCCGAAAGUGUCUUGAAGCGUCGUAAGCGUCGGGAUAUUGUCAGGAAGCAGAAGAUUGCUGUUGCUCUCAGGAAAAGUGUAGGUGCCAAGAGACGCAGAGCUGAAAUUUUCAAGAGGGCUGAGAAAUACAUAAAGGAAUAUCGCCAGCGAGAAAGAGAUGAAAUCAGGUUAGCUCGCCAAGCCAGGAGCCGUGGCAACUAUUACAUUCCUGGCGAGGCAAAACUGGCCUUUGUCAUCCGUAUUAGAGGUGUAAAUCAAGUUGGACCAAAGUCGGAAGGUGCUGCAGACUCUUCAGAUUGGAGACAGAUACCAAUGGGAUUUUCCUGAAACUUACAAGGCAACAAUCAAUAUGCUGAGAAUUUGUGAACCUUAUGUGACAUGGGGUUAUCCCAAUCUCAAGUCAGUAAGAGAAUUGCUAUACAAGCGGGGUUUUGCCAAGAUAAACGCCCAAAGAAUCCCAAUUACCUCAAACAAAAUAAUUGAGAGGAAACUAGGUGGUCGCAAUAUCAUUUGUGUUGAAGACUUGAUUCAUGAGAUUUUCACAGUUGGCAAAAAUUUUAAAUAUGUUACUAAAUUUCUCUGGCCAUUCAAGCUAAACACUCCCACUGGAGGCUGGCGAAAGAAGACCAACCAUUAUGUGGAGGGUGGUGAUUUUGGAAACAGGGAAGACCAAAUCAAUAAAUUGCUCCGGAAAAUGGUUUAAGUUUUUGUGUACUAUAAAAGUGAAUAAUAAAGUGAUGGGAGAAAAAGGAACUUUGUUAAAAUAAAUAGCUUAAUUAUUGCCCAUUGAUUAACCUCAAUUGAUGGCUAUACUGGAGUUUUCAUUUCUAAAA
Messenger RNA from Gryllus bimaculatus (two-spotted cricket), 1542 nucleotides. NCBI's taxonomy places the organism in Eukaryota, Metazoa, Arthropoda, Insecta, Orthoptera, Gryllidae. The record is from the annotation of a GenBank genome assembly.